Messenger RNA from Tricharina praecox, 1456 nucleotides. RefSeq names its product protein-tyrosine phosphatase-like protein. The record is from RefSeq and is a predicted model, not a curated record. Gene Ontology annotation, molecular function: protein tyrosine phosphatase activity; phosphatidylinositol-3,4,5-trisphosphate 3-phosphatase activity. The transcript has 2 exons. NCBI's taxonomy places the organism in Eukaryota, Fungi, Ascomycota, Pezizomycetes, Pezizales, Pyronemataceae. Gene Ontology annotation, cellular component: cell projection; cytosol; plasma membrane. Gene Ontology annotation, biological process: regulation of phosphatidylinositol 3-kinase/protein kinase B signal transduction; cell motility; negative regulation of cell population proliferation. The coding region runs from base 101 to 1456 and encodes 451 amino acids.
CCUCAACCUCAACCUCAACCUCAACCUCAACCUCAACAUCGAGUAUAUCACCACGCGAUUCCUUCUUCCCGCCGGUGUGCUGUACUGUCUAUUUCCGACUAUGACGACACUCCUGCGCACACUCAUCGCGUCCCCCCGUCUCCCACACGCCGCCAGCAACCUAGACCUAUGCUACGUCUCGACCUCAUCACCGUGCAUAAUCGCCAUGUCGAUGCCGGCGGUCUCGUAUCCACACAUGCUAUACCGCAACCCUUCCAGCGCAGUCCUGCGCUUCCUGAACGGCGCGCACGGCACAGACUGGGCAAUAUUUGAGUUCCGCGCGGAGGGAACGGGGUAUACGGACGCCGAGCUCGGCGGUAGGGUCUACCACGCGCCCUUUCCGGAUCAUCAUCCCCCGCCGUUCGCGCUUGUGCCUAGGGUCGUGGGGAGUAUGCGGGAGUGGUUGGCCGGAGGAGCGGAUGGAGGGGGGGAGAGGACCGUGGUCGUCCAUUGCAAGGCCGGCAAGGGCCGCAGCGGCACGAUGAGCUGCGCCCUGCUCAUUGCCGAGUACGGCUACACGGCGGAGAGGGCGAUGGCGCGGUACACGGAGGCGCGCAUGCGCAAGGGGUUCGGCGAGGGGGUGAGUAUCCCAUCGCAGCGGCGGUGGGUGGGGUACGUCGAGGCGUGGACGGGGAAGUACGGGAAGCGCUAUGUGGAGCGGCGGGUACGCGUGCAUGCGCUGCACAUCUGGGGGUUGCGCCAGGGCGUGCGCGUCGCGGUCCAGGGCUUUGUCGAGCAGGGACGCGAGAUAAAGACGUUUCAUACGUUCGGGAAACAUGAGCGAAGGGAGAUCACGGGCGGGACGGCGCCAGACGCCGCGGAUGUCAUCCUCGAGCCAGAGAAUUCCCUGUGGCUGCCUAGCAGCGAUGUCAAUAUCGACUUUGAGAAGCGGUCGUCGAAGAUCGGCGCAAUUGGCCUCGCCGUCGUCACGAGCAUCGCUCACGUCUGGUGGAAUGCUUAUUUUGAGGGAGAGGGAGGCGAGAAAGAGAGUGGGGUUUUCGAAAUCGCGUGGAAGGAUAUGGAUGGGAUCAAGGGCACGCUGCGGAAGGGGACGCAGGCGUUGGAUAGGCUGCAGGUGGUGUGGAGUGUCGAGAGGGAGGGGGAGAUCGUAGUUGAGGAGCCGGAGAGGGGCGAGGCUGUCGAAAGUCUGCAUAGGGGUGAAGGGGAUGGGAGUGUUCACUCGAAGGGCCUGGGGGUGAAGUGGGUGCAAGGGGAGGAGGGGAAUGAGGACGACCUGGUUGGUGAAGGCGAGACUGCGAAGCCGGAUACUGCGAAAGCGGAUACUGCAGCCGCAGCAGUGGAAACGAAGGUCAUCACGAGUGGCACGUUGAUUGUGGAGGAGGGCGGCGAGGAGCCAUAUACCGUUAAGGAAUCCAAGAUCGGGGCCGUCAAGCGGUCGUCGGUGGUGGAUGGUUGA